ACACACACACACACACACACACACACACACACACACACACAGCUCCACAGCUCUUGUAUCACCAAGAAUCUGGCAGUCUACUGACAUAGUUCACGGCGUGUAUUGGGCGAUACCUAUCCUUACUGCGUCUGGUCUGGGAAUUGAAGACAGAAACUUCAAGGCAGUAAGGGUCUAGAAUACCUCAAGAAGAUGUAUCUAAAUGCACUCCUUCUCACCUUGGCAUUGAUCGGUGGCAUCAGCUGCCAAGAUUACUAUGAUUUUGAUUAUCCUUUUGCCAUGUACCAACUGUCUUCACCGAACUGUGCCCCAGAGUGUACCUGUCCAAUAAAUUACCCAACAGCUAUGUAUUGUGAUGAGCUGAAACUGAAAACCAUGCCCAUCAUACCUCCCGGGAUCAAGUAUCUUUAUCUCCGGAACAACUUGAUUGAGUCCAUCGAGGAGAAGGCAUUUGAGAAUGUCACUGAUCUCCAAUGGCUCAUCCUUGAUAACAACCGCUUGGAAAACUCCAAGAUCAAGGGGAAAAUCUUCUCAAAGCUGAAACAGCUCAAGAAACUACACAUCAACCACAACAACUUGACUGAAGUGGUGGGCCCCCUUCCCAAAUCUCUGGAUGACCUGCAGCUGGCCUAUAACAAAAUCACCAAGAUCUCUCCCACCUUCUUUGAUGGUCUCAUCAAUCUAACCUUUGUCAACCUUCAGCACAACCAACUGAAAGAGGAUGCAGUCUCAGCAGCUUUUAAGGGCCUGAAGAAACUUGAAUAUCUUGACUUGAGCUUCAACCAGCUGUCCAAGCUGCCCAAUGGACUUCCCAUUUCUCUGCUAACGCUCUACCUGGACAACAACAAGAUCAGCAAUAUACCUGAUGAGUAUUUCAAGCGCCUUAGUGCCCUGCAGUACCUACGGUUGUCUCACAAUGAGUUGGCUGAUGGUGGGAUCCCAGGCAAUUCUUUCAACGUCUCUACUCUUAUUGAGUUGGAUCUCUCCUAUAAUAAGCUGAAGAAAAUCCCAACUGUCAAUGAAAACCUUGAAAAUUAUUAUCUCGAGGUCAAUGAGAUUGAUAAGUUUGAAGUAAAGAGUUUCUGUAGAGUCCUGGGUCCUUUAUCCUACUCCAAGGUCAAACACCUACGCCUGGAUGGAAAUCUCCUCAGUCGAUCUACGUUGCCAUCAGAAACGUACGAGUGUCUUCGGGUAGCCAAUGACAUCACACUGGAAUGAGUUCUUGGCCAAUCCCAGAAUUCUUUAUAAGUGUUCAUACUAGAGAUUUGUCUAGGAAUAACACUUUACAGUUAGGAUUUCCAAACAAAGUCUCCAUUUCCUUACUAUCAAAUUCAUUGAUGUUUACUACUAAGAAUUUUAUGAUCUGUGGGAAAAUGUUUUGUAAACAUUGUAACUUACUUUUUUUUUUAAGAAAUGAGAUGAAAGGCAGGCCUGCUUCAUCACAAACACACACAUACACACAGCACUGAGUGCUUUUUGUGAAUUUUGUUAACUUGGCAAGUCAGAAAAUCUCCCAAACGUCGUGUAAUGUUACCCUUUUUAAGUGACAAGGAAACCAGGUGUAUUUUUGGAUAACCAAAUAUUAACUUAAAAGGCCCAAAGCUUAAACCAUUGAGUCAAAGUAAAUCCCUCUCACUAACCUUAACUCAUUUUUUUUUCUGUAUGCUAAAGCACCAAAAAUGAUAUUUGUUAAGCUGAAUUAAAGUUUCCACUAGUAAAUGCUCAUUUUAAAACUUAUUUAACUAAAGCCAUGAGACAACAUGAAUGGAUGGAAGUAUUUUCAUUUUUUUAAAAAAAAAUUUACAUGUGCACUUACGUAGUGAGAUUUUUCUCAUUUAGAAUGAUUAUUUCACUGUAAGUCAUUUAUACAUGUUUCUGUUCAAUUAUUUGCAUGCUAUGCUUAAUCCGCUAAUUGAAAAAUAAAACAUAGCAAAAAACA
Molecule: messenger RNA, 1936 nt
Organism: Vombatus ursinus (common wombat)
Lineage: Eukaryota; Metazoa; Chordata; Mammalia; Diprotodontia; Vombatidae
Gene: LUM
Product: lumican
Exons: 3
Coding region: 190-1215 (341 amino acids)
Molecular function (GO): protein binding
Source: RefSeq, a predicted model, not a curated record